Daphnia pulex (common water flea) is the source of this 3478-nucleotide messenger RNA. RefSeq names its product pituitary homeobox 2-like (gene Ptx1). Bases 1073 to 2716 code for a protein of 547 amino acids. Gene Ontology annotation, biological process: anatomical structure morphogenesis; regulation of transcription by RNA polymerase II. Gene Ontology annotation, cellular component: nucleus. Gene Ontology annotation, molecular function: DNA-binding transcription factor activity, RNA polymerase II-specific; RNA polymerase II cis-regulatory region sequence-specific DNA binding. The record is from RefSeq and is a predicted model, not a curated record. NCBI's taxonomy places the organism in Eukaryota, Metazoa, Arthropoda, Branchiopoda, Diplostraca, Daphniidae. The transcript has 3 exons.
CUAAAUCGCAGCCAGAGCCCAGUCAGAUUAGAGAGUGAGCUCGCCUCUAAUCCGUCGCAUUCGAAGCACAGCUUCGCCUCAUCACUGGUGUGUGUGUGUGCAUGUGCUUGGUUUGGCUUGCCCCGCGUGUGUGUGUGUGUAUGCGUGUGUGUAUGUGUGUGUGUCUCUUUCUAUAGGCCGCUAUACAGACUCUCUCUCUCUUUGGCUCACGCUCACGCAGGUCUUACGGUCCUCCAUGUUUGCAGUGGGACCCUGUGGCUAGAAAUUGACACACUCUCGCCAAAUAUCCAAGCUGAUUUUUUUGGUCUUGAUUCCGACUUCCGGUCCGAAUUUGACAUUAUUCGAUUUUUCUUGGAGGUUUACGUCAACGUUGAGUUGAAAAGGGAUCGUGUGGCGCCGGAGCAAGGGCGGUCGAUCUCUGCUGCUUGUUCUUCUUCUUCUUCUUCUUUGAGUUGUGCGAGUCAUUUCGACGACGACGCAACAAGCUCCUCCCUCUCCGUCAGCCGUUUCAUCCGGCAGAGGCCCACAAACUCCCAUCGCCGGUCGACUCUCUCUCUCCUCGCGUCUUGCCCGCGCGCGUUUGCCUGUACAAGAGUAGCUACUGUUGACUGCUGCUCCAGUUCUAUACUUGCUACACUCUUUGGCUGCUGCCUGACCGUCAAGGCGCAAUCCCGCUUAAUUCCGGCCGUGAGGGGGGCUUUGUGGGUGAGUUGAACCCGAGAUUCCGACCCAAAGAUCCACCGAAAAGCUUUUCGAGGGUCUUAUUUCUAAAGUCCUUCUUGAUCGGCAUUGAAUUGCUGCUGCGUGCUUCUACAUCACUACUCUUGAAUCCCGACCGACCACACACACAGCACAGCACACCGAACUAAAGGAGGAAAGAGAGAGAACAAUAAAGUCGACGAGAAACAAAAAAAACAAAACAAUCUUUCACACCAAUCCCCCACCCCCUACAAAACAAGAAGAAGAAAGAGAUUUAGAUCCUUGUGGCGGCUCUAAGUGCAACUGUUUCCUUCUUCUUCUUCUUCUUUUUUGUUUUUCCUUUUUGUUUUGUUGGAAAAGCGACUGCGUCGUGAUGGAACUGGCAAAUAAUUCUUCAAACGGCGGCGGAGGUGGCGGCAACUUGACGUCCGACCCGUCGUUGUGCCUCCAAGAUUUGGUGGCCGGAGUCGGAGGUGGCGGAUCGGUGGAUCAUCACCGGUCCAUCCCGGUCUCGUACGCUCAACACGCGCCGGCCCAUCACCACCACCACCAGCUGAGCCAUCACCAUCACCUGCAGAGCAUCCAGCACCACCAUCACCAGCUCCAUCAUCACCACCUGACGGGUGCGGGCGUUCACCAGGGCGCCGAGUCGUCGCUGGAUCUCAACCAGCACCAUGUCCUGAAUCCUCCGCACCAUCACUCGGCCGCCGCCCGUCAUCUGUCGGCCGCUAUGAACGGCGGCGAAGUCCCGUCCUUCAUGACGUCCACCUCGUCGUCGCCGUUCCUCUCGGCCGGAUCCGGACACCACCACCAUCAUCAUCCCCAGCAUCUGAUGGUGACCGCAGCGGCCGCAGCGGCCGCCGCCAAUCACUCCCGGAGGCCCAUUCAAAGCGGAUCGCUAGGAGGUCCCGCGCCUACCGCAGCCUCCGGAUCGUCAAUCGACAAAAUCAAACGUGAGGUGGAUAAGAGCGGCGGAUCAGCGGGACUGCAGCACCAGCACCACCACCAUCAUCAGCAGCAGCAGUCGCAACAGCAGCAGCAGCCCUCACAUUUGGUGGCCGAUUCCAACGAGCAGACGGCGGUGGCCUCGGGAGCCGAGGAGACGGACAAGGAUGGGCGCAAGACGAGCAAACGCCAAAGACGCCAGAGGACUCACUUCACCUCGCAGCAACUGCAAGAGCUGGAGGCCACUUUUACUCGCAAUCGCUAUCCGGACAUGAGCACCCGCGAAGAGAUUGCCAUGUGGACAAACCUGACCGAACCCAGAGUUAGGGUUUGGUUCAAAAAUCGCCGGGCUAAAUGGAGGAAACGGGAGCGCAACGCCAUGAACGCGGCUGCUGCCGCCGCUGCCGACUUCAAGUCGUCGUUCACUCCGCAAUUCAACGGCCUGAUGCAGCCGUUCGGAUCGGCCGCAGCGGACGAAGCGGCUCUCUACGCCGCCGGCUACGCUCCGCCGACGUACAACAGCUGGGCCGGCAAAGUGCCGAGUCCCUUGGCCGGCACGGCCAAAAAUUUCCCGUGGGGGCUCAACUCGGUGAACAUGUCGCCGCUGAGCGCGGCCGGAUUCAAUCCGGUGGCUCCCGUCAGUCAAAUGGUCAACAGCAGCGCCAUCGGAAUGUCGACGAUGGCCACCAUGUCCAACUCUUUGGGAAUGGCUAGUCAGGCAGCUGGACCUUGCAUGCAGCACUACAGCAGCCCGUCCAACCACUACGCAUCCUACCGGGACCAGUGCGGACCUCCGCCGCCGCCUCCCCCGUCGGUGACUCCGUCGACCGCCGCCCCGACGUCGGCCAGCUCGGCGGCCUUGCGCUUCAACAGCAACAAGUCCAACAACAGCAACAGCGUUGCCAAAACGAGCAGCAACAGCAGCUCGAGCAGCAGCACGAGCAGCAGCGGGAGCGGGAGCAGCAACGGCUCUGCCGGCCUGCUCUCCGGCUACGGCCAGCCGGGCAGUCCACGUUCGAAUGCCGCCAUGACGGCCUGCCAAUACGCAGGCGCUGACCGCUCACCUGUCUAAAUCCAAAUUCUUAUUCAACAUAAUCCAGUCGGUAAAAUUCGCGAUUGUUUGUGGAGGGGGAAAAAAAAUGAAUAAGGAUUUUUGAAUUUUCUAAAUUUGACUCGGUCAUUUUUAAUGGAUUAAACCUAUAUACUUCUUUCUUUAUUAGUCAUAUAAUAGAGAAUCGAAGUUUCUGUAACGGUCAUAUCCAAUCAACUAUAAAGGCUGUACAUACACGUAGCUCUCCUCGUCUACACCCUCUCCUCCCCCCUCCCUCCUCCUGGCACCUGCGUUUGAUAUUGUUUUCUGUAUGUAGAAAAAAUCUGCCAUGCAAAUGCGUUGUGAAUUUUCUGAAUGAAGCGUAUUUCAUCGUGCAACUAAAAAAAAACAAUUCCCGUGCAAUUGAGUGUCUAUACAUUUAAAAUACGUUUUUUUUUAGAAGCAUAACCAUUAUGGCUGUAUUUUGACCGACUUGUCUUGUCAAUCGUUUCGUUUUGUAAUAGUUUUCCCUUCGACCUGAUUUCAUUUUUUCUCCUUAUAAAACGAAAAUCAGAAAAAAGCAAACAAAAACAAAUAAUAAUAAUAAUAAUAAUAAUAAUAAAAACUAUCGCAUGUCUAAUCAUAUGAUAUCGACCUCUUCGAUCGUUUUAUGAUAUAUGCAGUCCUACAAUGCUGCGCAAAUGCAAAAAAACAAAAAACUAAAAAAUAACACAAAAAAUAUAACUGUCCAUUAUUUCAUCGUAUUUGAAUGACGAAAAAUAAUAAAAUCCAUUCGGAAACCAA